Messenger RNA from Aureobasidium subglaciale EXF-2481, 1350 nucleotides. RefSeq lists its product as uncharacterized. The transcript has a single exon. Lineage: Eukaryota; Fungi; Ascomycota; Dothideomycetes; Dothideales; Saccotheciaceae. Bases 1 to 1350 code for a protein of 449 amino acids. The record is from RefSeq and is a predicted model, not a curated record.
AUGGCAUCGAGUACAUCUAUCACCUCGAAAGCCCAUGUACAAGUCUGCGCAUCUUUCAACAAUGGGUUACCGUGCGAAUAUCUUAUGGACAUCGUUUUCGAGCAAGAUGCAUUCCACUGCAAGCUUGGCACACCUGCACGAUUGAUUAAUCCUGAUAAAAAGGUAUACGUCUACCUCGUGCUCGACGCCAGCCACGUCAAAGCGAUGUGCCUCGACGACACUAAGAUCCCGACCGAUGUUACCGACGUCUUUGUCAAACAAGCGCGAUGUGCAUCAUCAGCCGAUGUCGUGAGCUUAAACCUCACUCUGAGCCGACACGCACCUGUUGUCUGUCCGAAUGCCGCAUUGCAGAAGAGAAAGUCCACGUGCAAUGCUAUAGAUACAUUGCUACAAUUCGGCCAAUGCGAGACGUUCAGAGUCUACGUGCCUCGCAGAUAUAUCAACGUUGAACGCUUCUCCAGGCUCUGUGAGGCACUAGCGGCAGAUACCUUAAGGCCUGCCCCCGAGGGGGUUCUCCAGACUCUGUACGCUGGUACUGGCUGUAGAAUUGUGACACAACUUGUCGAAGUGUGGCCUCGGGAGCCAUAUGAGAGUCCACCUCCAUAUGACCCUUCGACAGUGCUCGGGGCUAGCAACGACAAUGCAUCAAGUCAACCCGACCUUCAGAACUCAAAUAACACCCAAGCACGAAAACGGGUAUUGGCAUCUCCUGAGCUGUACCAAGCCCCUGCAAAACGUCGGCUGUCAGAAAAAGCAGCUCCCGAGCCCUGGGAAUUGGCGAUCGCGGCUCUGGGAAUGGAACUGGCGACGUUACGCGAAGAGGUGCAGCAGCUUCGCCGCGGGCCCAUGAUCGAUGCCGGGACACAGACUGAGCCUCUUGUCGAAGCUGAACCCCAAUCCUCACCAACCUUUGAUCCCUGCAACGUGUCGCCUAGUCAGGCCAGCACAGUAGAGAAUAGUAUCGAAGAACGCCUUGUCAUGGUAGAAGAUGCCAUCGUUGACGAGCAAAAGAGGCGGACUAUGCUCGAACACAAAGUCAACAACAACGAUGAGCAACGGACUUUACUCGAGAACAAAGUCGACAAGAACAACGAGCAGCUUAAACAACAACUUGAUCUGGAUGUCGUUGCUCUACAAGACUCCCUCGAUGAAGUCGGGACUCGAGUUGACUGCAAUCGACAAGAAUGCCACGAGAAUCUUGACGAAGAAGCUACGUUACUACAGAUCAAGCUGGAGGAACACAUUGAUCAACGACUUGCUGAUGUGGAGGAAUCUGUCAAGCAGGACGUUAGGAUGGCGGUGGAAGAUGCAACAUAUACAGUCACUGUGCAGCCGUCAUGGGGUGAAUAG